GUAACAAGUAACCCAGAGACAAUAUUAAAGGUCGUUUCUGGAUUAAGCUCAGCAUCUGAGUCCUUUUCAUUUCCCUUUGCAGGGGAAUAGUGAAGAUGUGGCUGUGAACUCAGGAGAAGAGAAAGGGGCAUUUUGGAUCAGAACCCCCAAAAUUUUGGCCGGGACUCAAUCUUAGAAAAUUUGGAAAUCCUGGCCCCUUUGGAGGAGCAGCUUCCUGCACAAAGGGCCAAUCGGUUAAGGAGAAAUCAAACUGUUUGGCGGUGGGGAUCCUCCCUGGCCUUGACCCAGAGGGGUAACAAGUAACCAAGAGACAAUAUUAAAGCGGAUAAAAGAUUGUGACCAAAGAUUUACCUUGAAGACAACAGAGGGUAGAAAAUCAGCCCAAGGCAGCAACCAAGACGAACCAUGGAGCCUUGGAAACUCUUUGACCCCUCGCCAAACACAAGCAGCUCUACACCAAAGGACAAAAAAUCCCAUGAAUGCUUAGAGUAUGGGAAAUCCUUUGCUCUCCAGUCUCUCCUUUUGACCCACAGGAAGGUCCAUGUGGAAAGUGGAUCCAGUGAAGGUUUGGAGGGUGAGAAAUCUUUCUCUGGGAAAAACUCCAAAGAUCUCAGAAUCCCCCCAAGACUAAACCACUAUAAAUGUGAGGAAUGUGACUUAUGCUUUAGUCAAAAGUCAAGCCUUCUUAGACAUCAGAGAAUCCACACUGGACAGAAACCUUAUCAAUGUCUGGAAUGUGGGAAUUGUUUCCGUGAAAAAGGCACUCUCAGAGGCCAUGAGAGAAUCCACACAGGGGAGAAACCUUACAAGUGUUGGGAAUGUGGGAAGAGCUUUUCUCAGAAGUCAAAUCUUUUGGCCCAUGAGAAGAUCCAUGCAGGAAUAAAGUCUUACAAAUGCUUUGAGUGUGGAAAAUGUUUCACCCAGAGUUCAGGUCUUCGGAGUCAUCAGAAAACACACAGAGGGGAUAAAAAUGAAAAGUGUCUCGAAUGUGGGAAAAGUUUUACCUUGAAAUCAACUCUGGUGCAACAUCAGAGAAUUCACACUGGAGAGAGACCCUAUGAAUGCCCAGAAUGUGAGAAAAGAUUUGUAAAUUCUUCUCAACUUCGGAGUCACCAGAAGGAACACAGAAAUGAGAAACCCUAUGAAUGUAGGGACUGUGGGAAAAGUUUUCUUACACAAAGAGACCUUCAGAUUCAUCAGAGAAUCCACACAGGGGAGAAGCCGUACAAGUGUGGGGAGUGUGGGAAAUGCUUCUCCAGAAAAGACCACCUUGGAAGGCAUCAGAGGGUCCACACAGGAGAGAAGCCAUACAGAUGCGUAGAAUGUGGGAAAUGCUUUGCUCGUCAGGGAGUCCUUUGGACACAUCAUAAAACCCACACAGGGGAGAAGCCAUAUGAGUGCAACGAAUGUGGAAGAUUUUAUCGUACCUCAUCAGCCCUUAAAAGUCAUGUGAAAACUCACACAGGGGAAAAAAACUACAAAUGUUUGGACUGUGGGAAAGCAUUUGCUCAGUCAUCUCACUUUAGAAGUCACAGCCGAAUCCAUACGGGAGAGAAGCCCCAUAAAUGCUCUGAGUGCAAUAAAUGUUUUUCUCAGAAAAGUACUCUGGUAAUACAUCAGCGAUUCCACUCUGGAGAAAAACCGUAUAAGUGUCUGGAGUGUGGAAAACGUUUUGCCGGAUCUUCAGCACUGCGCAAGCACUCCAGAAGUCACAGAGGAGAGUGGCCUUACAAGUGUGCAGAGUGUGAGAAACCAUUUCUUUGCAAAUCAAAGUUAAAAUUGCACCAGAAAGUCCAUAACAGAGAUAAACCUAAAAUCAGCACAAGGCAGCAGCCAAGAGGAAGGAUGGACCGUGGGAAAGUCCUGGAUCCCCCAUCAGACACAAGAAGCACUCCAAAAAAACACAAAAAACCUCAUGAAUGCUCAGAGUGUGGGAAAUCCUUUGCUCGCAGGUCCCUCCUUUUGACCCACAGGAAGGUCCAUGUGGGAAGUGGAUCCAGUCACGGUUUGGAGGGCGAGAAAUCCUUCUCUGGAAAAGACCCCAAAGAUCUCAGGAGCCCCCCAACACUAAAACCCUAUAAAUGUGUGGAAUGUGGCUUAUGCUUUAGUAAAAAGUCACACCUUCUUAGACAUCAGAAAAUCCACACUGGAGAGAAACUUUAUCAAUGUGUGGAAUGUGGGAAUUGUUUCCGUGAUAAAGCCACUCUCAGAGGCCACGAGAGAAUCCACACGGGGGAGAAACCUUACAAGUGUUGGGAAUGUGGGAAGAGCUUUUCUCGGAAGUCAACUCUUUCGUCCCAUGAGAAGAUCCAUGCAGGAAUAAAGCCUUACAAAUGCUUUGAGUGUGGAAAAUGUUUCACCCAGAGUUCAGGUCUUCGGAAUCAUGUGAGAACACACACAGGGGAGAAAAACGAAAAGUGCCUCGAAUGUGGGAAAUGUUUUACCUUGAAAUCAACUCUGGUGCAACAUCAGAGAAUUCAUACUGGAGAGAAACCCUAUGAAUGCCCAGAAUGUGAGAAAAGAUUUGUAAAUUCUUCUCAACUUCGGAAUCACCAGAAGACACACAAAAAUGAGAAACCCUAUGAAUGUGGGGACUGUGGGAAAAGUUUUCUUACACGAAGAGAACUUCAGAUUCAUCAGAGAAUCCACACAGGGGAGAAGCCGUACAAGUGUGGAGAGUGUGGGAAAUGCUUCUCUGCAAAAAACCACCUUGGAAGGCAUCAGAGGGUCCACACAGGAGAGAAGCCACACAGAUGCGUAGAAUGUGGGAAAUCUUUUGCUCAUAGUGGAGCCCUUUGCAGACACCAUAAAACCCACACAGGGGAGAAGCCAUAUGAGUGCAACGAAUGUGGAAGAUUUUAUCCUACCUCAUCAGCCCUUAAAAGACAUGUGAAAACUCACACAGGAGAAAAAAACUACAAAUGUUUGGACUGUGGGAAAGCAUUUGCUCAUUCAUCUCACUUUAGAAGUCACAGCCGAAUCCAUACAGGAGAGAAGCCCCAUAAAUGCUCAGAGUGCAAUAAAUGUUUUUCUCAGAAAAGUACCCUUGUGAUGCAUCAGCGAAUCCACUCUGGAGAAAAACCGUAUAAAUGUCUGGAGUGUGAAAAACGUUUUGCCCAACCUUCAGCACUGCGCAAGCACUCCAGAAGUCACACAGGAGAGUGGCCUUACAAGUGUGCAGAGUGUGAGAAACCAUUUCAUUGCAAAUCAAAGUUAAAAUUGCACCAGAAAGUCCAUAACAGAGAUACACCUGUUUAGUCGUGAACAACCUGGAAUUUCUUUUUUUAACAUCACAUGUUAUAAUUCACCAGGAACUGAGUUAUAUGUGUGUUGGCAGAGAACUGGAAGUCUUUUAUUUCUGACCAUAAAUGGGAAUUAAUUUCUGAUCAUAAGUUGCUACAAUCAUAACGUGUACCAGGAUAUCCUUGUUAUUUUUUACUAGCCCUUGUUAAUGAAUAGGGAGAACUGAAGAUUUAGAGCGGAGAAAAAAGAAAAAUUACAACAAAGGAAUGUGAGAAGACCCCUUCCUGCUCAGAGACCCCCCACCCAAUUUAUAAUUCUCAGAUGGAGGGUCAUCAUGUGAAUUCUGCCCAGUGGCUGUUCCAGAUCAGUCUUAAGACCUGAUGAUACCUGAGUGAAAAGUUCCUGGGAGUAAAAAUAAAUAUUUAUGGUAGUGGCGGCAUAACGAGGCUCCGCCCACCCACCCAGACAUCAUCAUGGACCUUCUGCGGAUGCCCUUCUGCUACCUAACAGGUAGUGAAGAGGAUACCAUUAUUGGGGCACUUCUCUGGGCCUAAGCAGGAUUCAGUGGGGGAAGGGGAGCAGGGGGAAGGGGAAGGGUAGGAGGGAAGGAGAAGCCCAUUUGGCUUUCCUCUGGGGUGGGGAAGACCCAUUAUCCCCUCCAUGGUCUGCCCACUGCUCUCGCAGAGCCUCGCUGUGGUGCCUCGGCUGUGGUGGGGCCAGGAGGGUUUGCACAAGAAGAGAAGGAGGGGGAGGGAAGCCUCCACCGUGGGUUGACUCCUUCCUCACCCAGCCCCAAGGAGAGCAUGCAGGGCUUUCCAAGACGGUGAGAAGAGAGAGGGAGACAGACAGACAGUCAGAGUGUGGGGAGUGUCAGCCUCUGCUUUGCUACUGC
This is a messenger RNA of Thamnophis elegans (Western terrestrial garter snake), 4135 nucleotides long. RefSeq names its product zinc finger protein 420-like. The record is from RefSeq and is a predicted model, not a curated record. The transcript is spliced from 4 exons. Gene Ontology annotation, biological process: regulation of transcription by RNA polymerase II. Gene Ontology annotation, cellular component: nucleus. Gene Ontology annotation, molecular function: DNA-binding transcription factor activity, RNA polymerase II-specific; RNA polymerase II transcription regulatory region sequence-specific DNA binding. Bases 406 to 3258 code for a protein of 950 amino acids. NCBI's taxonomy places the organism in Eukaryota, Metazoa, Chordata, Lepidosauria, Squamata, Natricidae.